Messenger RNA from Cornus florida, 1362 nucleotides. Its product is annotated as chaperone protein ClpB1-like. Gene Ontology annotation, biological process: cellular response to heat. Lineage: Eukaryota; Viridiplantae; Streptophyta; Magnoliopsida; Cornales; Cornaceae. Bases 1 to 1362 code for a protein of 453 amino acids. The record is from RefSeq and is a predicted model, not a curated record. Gene Ontology annotation, molecular function: ATP hydrolysis activity; ATP binding. Gene Ontology annotation, cellular component: cytoplasm. The transcript has 7 exons.
AUGGAUAUGGAACCAUUGAUGAGUAAAAUUCUGAGGAAGCUUGAGGUGGAAUAUAAGGAUGAAUUUGAGACGUUCUGGUAUCUGAUGGAGGAGGAGGAGUUGGUGACAAUCUUGCAGUUGUGCUGGGCGGAGAGAGCCUGUGUGAAAUUGGGACUUGAUAUAGACACCAAUGUGGAAGAGAAGGCUUUGGAUUUUGAAGCAUACUCAUUGUGUCGUACACUUAUUGAAUUUGAAGAAAUCAUCAAGAGAGAGAAGGAUCCUGCUAAAAAGUUAUGGCUUCCUCGUGUAACAAAGGAUGUGGAGGAUUUAAUGAAUAAGUGGGAUAGGUUUGUGAGGAAGUGGGAGCCCGCAGUUUUAUCCCGGAAGAGGUCUACAGAAGAAAGUGCUGAAGACAUAUACAUGUUGGAAGAAGCGCGCCAGAUGUUGGUUUCAUGUUUACAGGAUGUGGAAGAUACGAAUGGGAUGCAUUCGGCCCCACUCUUCGCGGUGGCUCAUCAUCUUGGUACCCUUGUAACCGAGCUCAUGCUAACAAUUCAUGAAAAUUUUAAGCAAAACCUGGUUGUUACUCCAAAUCUAAUUGCAGAGGUAGCAAGUCCUCUGACUGGGAUUCCUGCUUCAUGGCUCCUCCAUUUUUCAGAGCCGCCACUUCAGGGCGUCGAACCAAGACUGGCUGAAGCGCUAAUUGGACAAGAUCAUGUUCCAUUUGUUAUUAGCAAUGCAUUGUCAAGGCGUAGAGUUGUUUCUCAAUCUCAUCCACGCCCAAUUGGAUCAUUUCUAUUUUUAAAUAGCUUUGUGCCAGGAUGGACAGAGACCGCCAAAGCUCUUGCGGAGCAACUUUUGGACGACAAAGAAAGGAUGAUAAGAUUAGACUUGUCAGAAUACUCGGACUCAGAAUCUGUCUCACGCCUCACUGGUUUUCCAUCAAGUAUUCUAUACGAGGGGCUAAUUGUUUUGCUUACUGUGGGAUUCUUCAGUUCCUGUCACUGUGAAGGUUGUUGCACAGAAGGACUGCUCACGGAAGCUGUGAAGAGGAGGCCUUUCACCGUGGUGGUGUUUGACAAUGUCGAUAGGGCUCAUCCUUCUGUUACUGAUGUUCUGAUUGAAAUCAUUAGCCAUGGCAGAAUAUCAAUAGGCCAGGGAAGCACCACUGACUUCACCAAAACGCUGAUUAUCAUGACAUCAAAUAUUACGGAUGGCAAAGGCCGAUUGUGGUCCUGCAAAUGUGUACAGAUGGGUCAAGAAAUCGCGCUGAAAGACUUAUUUCUUGAUCUAUUGCAACAAAGGCAUAAAUGCUUGUAUCUUGAUCUUCUGAGGGAGUUCUAUGAAGAAUUUGCUAAUAAUCCAAUUUAUAAAGAAAUGUGA